Molecule: messenger RNA, 2249 nt
Organism: Oncorhynchus gorbuscha (pink salmon)
Lineage: Eukaryota; Metazoa; Chordata; Actinopteri; Salmoniformes; Salmonidae
Product: gamma-aminobutyric acid receptor subunit beta-1-like
Exons: 10
Coding region: 631-2091 (486 amino acids)
Biological process (GO): regulation of membrane potential; nervous system process; monoatomic ion transmembrane transport
Cellular component (GO): GABA-A receptor complex; synapse; neuron projection
Molecular function (GO): neurotransmitter receptor activity; GABA-A receptor activity; extracellular ligand-gated monoatomic ion channel activity
Source: RefSeq, a predicted model, not a curated record
CGUAUCUUAUUUCCUUUCAUUAAUUAUAGGUGCGGUUGCGAUUUUUAUGCGUUUUCUGGGUUUUUAACUAAUUAUUAACUUGUGCUGUAGCCCGUGACGCGUGGGGAAUGCAAUCCGCUGCGAGGGAGCUCAAGCGUCCAGGUACACCUCAGAAAAUGCGCAGCUCCUCAGACGUGCUUGUGUUGCACGAUGCCCCACAUAGCGCUGACUAAAGGUGAACUGAGAGCCGUGUUCAAUGCUUAUUCUUUUAAGAUCUUCAGCCGAUCAACACCGGGAGACCUGCUUGAUGCAAAUCUGCUCCGGACACUGCUGUGUCUGCUGAAAUGCUCGAAUUAACCGGAGUGGAUGGGAUCUGCCUAGCAUAUUGAUACCGUUCAGCUACUGCAUGCAUCCCGGCGCGGGCUUCUUGCGCCAUCAUCGACACCUCGGGUGAAACGCGAAUAGCCUACCCAUUUUAUUUCAAAGCCACCGAAAUUUCUACGAAAUAGCGUGGUUUUUGUGCAAAUACAGUUUUGAUGUUGGUAAAAAGACGCGCAUGCGUUGGUCUUGGAAUAAUUGGACAGCCUGUGAUUUAAGUAGGUAGCAUUCCUUAAUCUUCGCUCAAAGUCAUCUCUCUGAUCAAAGUUAGUGAUGUGCACUGCUUUGGACCGCGGACGCUGGGGGAUUUUUUGUCUUUUCCUCAUGGUCGCCAUGGUCUGCGGCGCUCAAAGCGCCAACGAGCAAAGCAACAUGUCAUUUGUGAAAGCGACCGUCGACAAACUGCUGAAGGGGUAUGACAUUCGUCUGAGGCCUGAUUUUGGAGGUGCCCCUGUGGACGUUGGCAUGAGCAUAGAUAUCGCCAGUAUCGACAUGGUUUCGGAAGUCAACAUGGAUUACACCAUCACUAUGUACUUCCAACAGUCCUGGAGGGACAAGCGCUUGUCCUACACAGGGAUUCCCCUCAACCUGACACUGGACAACAGGGUGGCAGACUCACUCUGGGUCCCUGACACCUACUUCAUCAACGAUAAGAAGUCCUUUGUGCACGGGGUCACAGUGAAGAACAGAAUGAUCCGACUUCAUCCUGACGGAACUGUGCUCUACGGCCUCAGGAUCACCACUACUGCAGCUUGCAUGCUCUCAGCUUGUAGAUACCCACUGGAUGAGCAGAACUGCACCCUGGAGAUCGAAAGCUAUGGGUACACCACUGAUGACAUCGAGUUCUACUGGAAAGGUGAUAAUUCAGUGACUGGGGUGGAGAACAUCGAACUGCCCCAAUUCUCUAUAAUAGACUACCACAUCCAAUCCACAAAAGCAGUGUUUGCUACAGGCUCCUACCCGAGGCUCUCUCUGAGUUUUAAGCUGAAGAGGAACAUUGGCUACUUCAUCCUACAGACCUACAUGCCCUCGACCCUGAUCACCAUCCUAUCCUGGGUCUCCUUCUGGAUCAACUAUGACGCGUCUGCGGCCAGAGUCGCUUUAGGCAUAACCACUGUGCUGACCAUGACCACCAUCAACACCCACUUGAGAGAGACUUUACCCAAAAUCCCCUACGUCAAAGCUAUAGACAUCUACCUGAUGGGCUGCUUCGUGUUCGUCUUCCUCGCUCUGCUGGAGUACGCCUUUGUCAACUACAUCUUCUUUGGACGGGGGCCUCACUUGCAGAAAAAGGUGGCAGAGAAAGCAGCUCAAACCAAUAAUGAAAAUAAGAACCGAUUGGAGAGUAACAAAGUGCAGGUGGACGCCCACGGCAAUAUCCUCCUGACCAAUCUGGAGAUCCGUAACGAGAUGGGCGGGAUGGGUGGCAUGGCCGGGAUGACCGGGGCUGAAAUGAUAGGGGCUCUCAACGACCCGCGGGCCACCAUGUUCUCCUACGACAGCGCCAGCAUACAGUACCGUAAGCCCAUGGCCAGCCGAGACCUGUACGGUCGACCAGCCCUCGACCGGCCAGUCGGCCACAAGAAGAGUCGUUUGAGGAGGAGAGCAUCGCAGCUCAAAGUCAAGAUCCCUGACCUGACGGACGUCAACGCCAUAGACAAGUGGUCCCGUGUCAUCUUCCCUAUCGCCUUCACCUUCUUCAACCUGGUCUACUGGCUGUACUACGUCCACUAGGGUGCGUGGCUAUUCCCGCUAGAGGUUUGUUUAGCUAGCUAGGUUCUUGUACAGCAAGGGUAAAAGAGAGGGGAGUUAAAUUCUGCCCAGUUUGUAUGACUUCUGUUUGAGGAAUGCGAGGUGAAGCGGAUGUCUUUUCAAUGUAAAUACAAUUUAUU